Cheilinus undulatus (humphead wrasse) is the source of this 1268-nucleotide messenger RNA. RefSeq names its product COP9 signalosome subunit 6 (gene cops6). Bases 34 to 984 code for a protein of 316 amino acids. Gene Ontology annotation, molecular function: metallopeptidase activity; protein binding. The transcript has 10 exons. NCBI's taxonomy places the organism in Eukaryota, Metazoa, Chordata, Actinopteri, Labriformes, Labridae. Gene Ontology annotation, biological process: protein deneddylation. Gene Ontology annotation, cellular component: COP9 signalosome. The record is from RefSeq and is a predicted model, not a curated record.
AGUCCAGUGCGCCUGCGCGUCUUACCGGACAAGAUGGCGACCAGCAAUGGUGGAGGAAUGGAAGUGGAUGGGGCAGCCAGCCCCAGUGUUAUGGCAUCAGGGGUCACCGGGAGUGUUUCUGUGGCCUUACACCCUCUGGUCAUCCUCAACAUAUCCGACCACUGGAUACGCAUCCGCUCACAGGAGGGACGACCGAUGCAGGUGAUCGGAGCCCUGAUCGGGAAGCAGGAGGGGAGGAACAUCGAGGUGAUGAAUUCCUUCGAGCUGCUGUCUCACACCAUAGAUGACCAAGUGCACAUUGACAAAGAAUACUACUACACCAAGGAGGAACAGUUCAAACAGGUCUUCAAAGACAUGGAGUUUUUGGGAUGGUACACCACAGGCGGCCCCCCAGACCCAUCAGAUAUCCAUAUUCAUAAGCAGGUGUGUGAGAUUAUCGAGAGCCCGCUUUUCCUCAAGCUUAACCCGAUGACCAAACACACCGACCUUCCUGUUAGUGUUUAUGAAUCUGUGAUCGACAUCAUCAAUGGCGAGGCGACUAUGCUGUUUGCUGAACUGACGUACACUUUGGCCACAGAGGAAGCAGAGAGAAUCGGCGUUGACCACGUCGCUCGAAUGACAGCCACCGGCACUGGAGAAAACUCAACAGUUGCUGAACACCUCAUAGCCCAGCACAGCGCGAUAAAGAUGCUCCACAGCCGGGUGAAGAUCAUCCUGGAGUACGUCAAAGCCGUGGAAGCAGGAGAGGUGCCAUUUAAUCACGAGAUCCUCCGAGAAGCCAACGCCCUGUGUCACAGACUGCCGGUCCUCAGCACCACGAAAUUCAAAACGGACUUCUACGAUCAAUGCAACGACGUGGGCCUCAUGGCCUACUUAGGCACCAUCACGAAGACCUGCAACAGUAUGAACCAGUUCAUCAACAAGUUCAACGUUCUGUACGACAGACAGGGCAUCGGCCGGAGGAUGAGAGGACUCUUCUUUUGAAGCCAGAGACGAGCGAGCACUGCAGUUUCUUUUCUUCCUCUGUUUUUGUUCCUCUCUUGGUUGGUUUGUGUUUCAGCUAAAACAAACUCCGUAGCUUCUCAGACCAGUUCACCAUUUUGGGCCACAGGUGUAUCUAAAAGCAUUUAAACACCAGUCAGUCAGAGAAACUCUUUCUCCAGUAUGCACAGAGAUGAAUCCACUGUACAUGAGCGUUAUUUUAUUUGACCCCGUUUGUUUUAUUGUUUCAUGUUUCUGUAUGUAAUAAAUGAUCUGCUGAUUUUUUU